This is a messenger RNA of Nerophis lumbriciformis (worm pipefish), 801 nucleotides long. Lineage: Eukaryota; Metazoa; Chordata; Actinopteri; Syngnathiformes; Syngnathidae. The record is from RefSeq and is a predicted model, not a curated record.
AUGGCGUCCGCGUCGCCUCGCCAACGUCUCACACCUCAGACUUUGGCCACUAUGUUUCAUCUCCUCCUGUCAGGUGGCGUUGUUCCUAUUUCCUGCUAUAAAGUCAGCGAAGGUGCCGUGGCGUCGCUCUCAUGUCAGUACUCAGUGCGGCGUUUCGGCUUGAGUCGCGUGUGUUGGGGCCGCAGCUGCGGGACCCUCUGGUGCAGCAACAUCCUCAUCCAGACCGAUGAAAAUGGCGUCAUCUCCAAGGUGGAGGACCGCUACCGGCUGACGGGAGACAUCCUGGACGGACAGAUGGACCUGGACAUUUUGGACGUGAGGCGCAGCGACAGCGGGCCGUAUUGCUGUAGGGUGGACAUCGACGGGCUGUUCAAUGACAAGAAAGUGAUCAUGAACCUGCGGGUGGUCAAAGCUUCGAUCAACAUUCCUACAACUACGUUGGCAACAACGACCACAACACAAGUAACAGAGGCGUCGACUUCAGGAGUUACUAGGCAAAUGCUGCAGCCGCCUCAGCUUGACCUUGUCAAGAGGAACUCGACAAUGCUGCGCUCCACCAUCAUCACUGUGGUGAACCAGGCUCCAGCUUCACUCUCCCUUCACAUCAACAUUCCGGUGCUGUCGCUCUCACUCACAGUGCUGAUAACACUGGCUGCAGUUUUCUUCUCUCUGGCCUUCAAGCGUGGGUUACGCAGACCAACUUUAAGGCGUGGCUGUUUUUCCAGUGAGGAAGUUCCUCACAUCAUUUAUGAGAUCAGGAUGAGAAGACCAGUUCAGGAGAAUAUCUACACUCUUGACUAG